CAUUUAUGGGUGUUCUCCGUCUCACCGUAUUUUCAACUUAUAUGAUUGGUCGGCUUAUAGGAUUUCGUUUCCGAAAAAUUACAUUUUUUGUAUUCCGGCAAUAAUCUAUCAUUUUUUUUUUAAUAUGUUACAUUAAGAAAGAACAAGAGAAAGAAAAAAAAAAGAUGGAGGUGAAGAGAGAGAAGGAAGAAGAGGCAGAAGAGAAAAAGGUUAUGGAUAAUUCAUCUAAACAAACAGAAACUGAAAGAGUAAGAAAGGGUAAAUCUUGCAAAGGCACUCUUUAUUUUUCUUCCCAUCUCAAAUCCAAAGGCUGCAAUCCUCGUUGUGUAGGAAUCACUCGCUCUCUUCAACAAGUACCUAACUAUAUUGUAAGUGAAUCUGAAGUCGAAGCUUCUAAGGAAGGAAGAAGUCUCACGGAUUUUAAAUAUGCUUGUGUUGGUUACUCUAUUUAUAUGGAUCAAAAUAAAGAUGCUCCUUUGGACGGUGAUCAAAAGCCGCGAGCAGAACUUCCUGUUUGCGUUGGUGUCGAGUUUUUGGUGGACAAAAGACCGACUGAUCAUCAUGCCCCGACUCCUGCUCACAAUAGAGAAGACGACCAUGGGCAUCAUCAACAUCGACCACCUAAAACAACUCAUCCUAUGGGGGAGGAGUUUCUAACUAGGCAAGUUUUAUUACUAUUAUUCAGUCAUCUUCCAUCUUUAUGAUUGUACUUGUAAAUCCUUUGGAGUUUCUAACUAGAUUUCAAAGAAAUGCAGGACUUGUUGCUUCCGGAGUGGCUAGAAACAUGCGGAAGGUGGGAAAUUAUGUGAAAGAAAGCAUUGACGAUAUACUUUAUAGGCGUCCAAAGUGAGGUAGUCUCGCUAAUUUACAGGAAAACAAACACAAGUUUCCGUAACAAUGUUUAAUGUUCGAGCUUUGGUACCUCUUCCCUUAUUUAUGCCAAUUGUUAAAAGUGUGUAUCGUUUUGUUCUCAGGCUCAUCUCAGCGAUGUAAUAUAGUGAUUCAUUUUAUGUUUCGCUAAGCUUAUCCAAUAUAGUGUAGAAAUUUUGCAAUCCAAACGAUAUGUAAUAAGCUGCUGCCUGAUUUAUUGGAGGUAAUGUUGCUGAUUGCUAUCUUGGCCUUCA
Messenger RNA from Amaranthus tricolor (Joseph's coat), 1124 nucleotides. RefSeq lists its product as uncharacterized. Lineage: Eukaryota; Viridiplantae; Streptophyta; Magnoliopsida; Caryophyllales; Amaranthaceae. The record is from RefSeq and is a predicted model, not a curated record. Bases 165 to 704 code for a protein of 179 amino acids. The transcript is spliced from 5 exons.